This is a messenger RNA of Neoarius graeffei (lesser salmon catfish), 4782 nucleotides long. It is a transcript of the gene recql4, whose product is annotated as RecQ helicase-like 4. NCBI's taxonomy places the organism in Eukaryota, Metazoa, Chordata, Actinopteri, Siluriformes, Ariidae. Gene Ontology annotation, molecular function: 3'-5' DNA helicase activity; ATP binding; nucleic acid binding. Gene Ontology annotation, cellular component: cytoplasm; chromosome; nucleus. Gene Ontology annotation, biological process: DNA replication; telomere maintenance; double-strand break repair via homologous recombination. The record is from RefSeq and is a predicted model, not a curated record. Bases 197 to 4657 code for a protein of 1486 amino acids. The transcript has 25 exons.
GGCGCGCUGUGUUUGAAGUUGUUGCUGAAGUACUGGAAUUGUGUGUGUUAUGCGUUUGUUAAAUUAACAGAACGCUGAAAUUCAGGGUUUUCGUGAUUAGAUAAAGCAUCUUGGGAAAAGUUUGACUGAAGACAAACCAGCGAAUUACCGUAAUAACGUUUUUCAGCGCGAGUUCAGUGAAAGCCGUGUUACUAACAUGGACCGCUACAACGACUUAAAGAUUCUCUUAAAACAGUGGGAGUACUCGUUUAUUCAAACACACAACAGAAAACCAAAGAAGGAAGAUAUUGCUGCUGCUCCAGAAGACACAAAAAAACUUUAUAAAGAGUACCGCAUGCUCAAAGAGGCAAAGGAGAAGACCACAAGCGAGGAUGAGGAUCACGUACAAAAGCAGGAAGUUCAGUCUCCAGCCACUGGCGACUGCUGGGGUUCUCAUCUUAAUCGCAAAAACCUGCCUGCAGCAAAACCCAAACUCACUUCGACAGACAAGGAGACUUUACAAGCCUCUGUCCAAUACUUUGGGAUGAAGUUGAAGUCUAAUCUCAUCAAUUCAUUAUCAAAGGAUCGAUCAUUUUCUCUGAAGAAAGCAGUCACCCUUUGCCAGGCUCAAGGAAAGAACUGGAAAGACGGUGUAACCACUAACACGGCACCUGAGAACGCGACGACUCCUUCCCCAAAACCUGCUAACACGAGUCCGGCGCUGCCCACCCCUCCAGUUCAGACAGGAAGCACUGAGUGUGAGGACGAACCCUCAGAUCCCUUUCCUUCCUUUACUCCUUCUAAACUGUCCUCGCUGAGCAUGACGACUCCAGAUAAGAGUCUGGAGAAAGCCCAGUUCCUCAAGCAGUCCAUGACCAAGAGGCUGUCGUGUGUGGACAGGGGCUGGCUGGAGCGCUGUCAGGUCUUCGGUGAGGUGAGAGACGAGCACAAACCAGUCGCGGGUAAUUUAGACCUGCCGGAAAAAGACCGGGUUAUUCAAAGUGGUGCCAGAUGUGAAAAAGUGGUGGCUGCGGAGAACAGAACCUUCAGAGACUCUGCAUCACCACAGGACGUGUCUCGGGUGUGUAUCGAGACAUUUCCGGUAGAUGUUGAUCACAGUUCGGGAAUGGCCGAUCGAAAAACGAAGGAAGAUCGUGUUACAGAGGGUCAGGACGGGAUCGAUGAAUCCAGUACGUCUUUAGAAACGAGAAAACAAAUGAAAAAACCCUGCUCAAGGAAAGCUCAAGACUCUGAAGACCCAGAUUACGAGCAGAAGAUUCUAAGGAAAAAGGGACGGAAAAGGCAGAGAGAAACCGGAGAAGAAGAAGCUGAAAGUGUCCGAAAGAAACGCAGGGCCAAAAAAGAGAACUCUGCAGAGGAGAAGCCCGUUAAAAAAGAGCGGAAAAAGAAAAGAAGAGCAGCCGAGGAGGGAGAAAGCAGCACUCCUGAGACUAAAGAGCCUCAGAAAUCAAAGAUGCCUCAGGAGAACCUUCUAGGAGAAGUGGAUGAGGAGGACGUGAGAGCUGCAUCAUCCAGGAAGAAAAACCCAAUCAGAAGCAGGAUGACCAAAAACAAAGAAGGAAACUUUGUGAAAAUCAACCUGAAGAAGAAAUCUCAUGUUAAAGGCUUCGCUCUGAGGGGCGCUGCUCUCCGCAAGCAGAUGUACGCGCGGAAGUUCCAGCUGAAGGGCGAGAGGUUUGGUGGAGGGCGGGGCAGAGGGAGCUUCAGGGGCUUUAACCGACAGGGGGACGUCUGCUAUAGAUGUGGUGGGACGGGACACUGGGCACGAGACUGUCACGGAGCAGUGCUGGCUCCUGGUGUGGGAGGGGCAACACAGAAGGACACGCCCCCGGAGGAUGAAGAAGAGGAGCCAUUCGAGCUGCCCACUUUAGAGGAAGUAGCCAGAGUGACAGGAACUCUCCGCUCAGAGCCCAUUGCAGUGCCCUUGAGUGUUGGAGACGAGGCAGACGAGAAAGAAAACGACAGAGGAGAGGAAAUCCUGUUAAACGUUAUAAGACCAGACUACGAGCGUCCCGCUCCCCCUCCACCCAUGGAGCCUCUGUACAGACCCCAAGAGGACGGCAAAGUGCAGGAAGUUCCUCCUGAGGUGUCCGAAGCUCUCCGUGACUUUGGGUACAAGUCCUUUAGACCCGGCCAGGAGUCGGCCAUCAUGAGAAUCCUCUCAGGUUUAUCGACCCUCGUGGUUCUGUCCACUGGCAUGGGCAAAUCUCUGUGCUACCAGCUCCCUGCAUACCUCUACGCACAAAGGUCGAAGUGCAUAACCCUGGUUGUGUCACCUUUGGUAUCGUUAAUGGACGACCAGCUCUCUGGGAUUCCUCCUAAGCUGAAAGCAGCGUGUAUCCACUCCAACAUGUCUCUGAAACAGAGAGAGACCGCUAUUGGAAAGGUGAAAGCAGGUCAGGUGCAUGUUUUACUGCUGUCUCCGGAGGCUCUGGUUGGUGGAGGUCACUCUGGCUCUGGUUGCCUCCCUCCUGCUGACCAGCUCCCCCCGGUGGCCUUUGCCUGCAUUGAUGAAGCUCACUGUGUGUCUGAGUGGUCUCACAACUUCAGGCCGUGCUACCUCAGACUGUGUAAGGUGUUGAGGGAUCGUCUGGGUGUGCGCUGUUUGCUGGGUCUGACAGCCACUGCCACCCUGUCCACUGCCCUGGACAUCGCUCAUCACCUGGGCAUUAGCGAUCGCGACGGCAUCGCUGUCCGUUCGGCUGCCGUUCCACACAACCUCCAGCUUUCUGUGUCUAUGGACAGAGACAAAGACCAGGCUCUGGUGACCUUGCUGAAGGGAGAGCGCUUUGGUGCACUGGAGUCCAUUAUAGUGUACUGCACCAGACGAGAGGAGACGAGCCGCAUCGCUGCACUGCUGCGCACCUGCCUGCAGGGGGUGAUGCUCAGAGAGUCCUCACGGCCUGUCGGAGAGGACGACAAAGAGGACAACCCUGUGGGCAAGAAGAAGAAAGCUUUGGCCAGGAAGAAGAUCCGGAAGCCGCUGAAGUGGAUAGCUGAAGCGUACCACGCGGGCAUGUCCGCCUCAGAGCGUCGGCGUGUGCAGAAUAACUUCAUGUGCGGCGAGCUGCGGGUGGUGGUGGCCACCGUGGCGUUUGGGAUGGGCCUGGACAAGUCCGACGUGCGCGGUAUCGUACACUACAAUAUGCCCAAAAGCUUCGAGAGCUACGUGCAGGAGAUUGGACGAGCUGGACGAGACGGAGAACCUGCGCACUGCCACCUGUUCUUGGAUCCAGAGGGCGGAGAUCUUCACGAGCUGCGCAGACACAUCUAUGCAGACACCGUGGACUACUUCACAGUUAAGAGGCUGGUGCAGAAAGUUUUCCCUCCCUGUAAGUGCAGGCGUAUCCAUCAGCAUCAGCAGUUGGCCCAGGCCAUGGAGGCGGAUGAUGCCGAGCUGAUGGAGUUAAUGGAUGACUGUGAAUCGUCCGGAGACCACCAAUACGAGCAGCGAGACGCAACAACACCCACCCACAUCCAACAAACACAACCAGAGCAGAUGGGAACCGCGCAAAAGAACCCACCCCAGUCAGAAAGCUCUCAGGAGUGGAACAAACCAAUAAUGCAGGUAGCAGAGGGAGAGUCGGAAGGUUCCAUUACUCAGUAUCGGGGAGAUGAGAAGAAACCGGAGGGACAAAAAUGUGAGGAUGAGAAGGCGGGAGGAAGUGAAAAUGGUUCAGAGAUGAUGCAAGAAGAGUGUGAAGGCGGUGGAUGGGGCCAGCGUGUGUGUCACACCCACGAGAGAACCAUUCCAAUGCAGGAUACGGUGGACGAGCUGGACAUCACAGAAGAAGGUUUGGAGACUUUGUUGUGUUAUCUGGAGCUCCAUCCUCAGCGCUGGGUGGAGCUGAUGCACCCGACGCUCUCAAUGUGUCGCUUGGUGUGUUAUGGAGGACCUCGGGAGCUCCGCAAGCUCACCAAAGUGUGCGCUCCUGUGGCUGUGGUUCUGGCGAGGAAGCGUCUGGCCGGCAAAAAGGUGGAGGACUGUGACUCUGUGGAGUUUGACGUGGUGGAGUUGGCAGACACUAUGGGCUGGCAGCUCCCGCUGGUCAAGAGGGGACUGAGACAGCUACAGUGGAGUGGCUCGGGACGGAGCGGUAUCCACGUAGAGUUCUCUGCUCUGUCCUUCUAUUUCCGCUCCUAUGGAGACCUGACGGCUGAAGAACUGGACGAGGUGUGCGCGUUUCUGUACGACAGGGUUCAGACGCAGGAGAGGACGCAGCUCUAUCAGCUCAAAGCCUCCUUCAAAGCCUUCCGCAGCGUUGCAUAUCGGAACUGUAGCUUCUGCAUGGAUGAGCUGGAUGAAGCCCGGAGCCUGAGGCUGAAGCAGCUUUUGGCUGAUUAUUUUGAAAAGAGGCGAGACCUGGACAUGACCAAGUAUGAGGAGGAGCAGGACGACACGUUCAGCAAGUCGAAGAUGAAGGACUGGGAGGAGCAGAUCUGCGCUGAUGUGAGAGGUUUCCUGGCCAGUCGGAGUGAUGAAAAGUUCUCAGGCCGCGCCGUGGCAAGGAUUUUCCAUGGGAUUGGAAGUCCGUGUUAUCCGGCGCAGACGUACGGCCGAGACCGGCGUUACUGGCGAAAAUAUCUCCAGUUUGACUUCAAUGAGAUCAUCCGCUUAGCCACUCAGGAGAUUAUUAGAACAAGACUAACUAUGUGAUGGGAAAGAGUUUUUUUGGGAAAGCUGUGAGCAGAGGGAGUCCAGCGCUCCAAGACGACAACAUACAACGUAUGUUUUCGACAACCGUGUAUGCUGACGCUUCAAUAAAACCUUCUUCUCUCCAA